GGCCGGCUCGCGCAGGCGCUGUGUCCCCAAGCCAAGAUGGCGGUGAGGUGCUCCUCACGCUGGUUUUCGGUGGCUGUGGGGAACCCCCGGCUGCCGGCCGCGGCGGGGAAAAGGGUUCUGGCGCCCUGGGAGGGUACCGUGGUGGUCUCUCUGAGCCGUAGGCUGAGUGACGUCGCCUUCUCUCCUCUUUUGGGAGUCUGCGCCCCAGGGAGACUCCUGACAUUGAGACCUAGCGUCAGCCUCUCAGGAAUAAAAUUUUACCCUUUAAUUUGUACUUCUCCAUUUCAUACAAGUUCCCCUUCCUCAGCCAAAGAUGAUUAUUAUCAGAUAUUGGGAGUACCCCGAACGGCCAGCCAGAAAGAGAUCAAGAAAGCCUAUUACCAGCUUGCCAAGAAGUACCACCCUGACACAAAUAAGGAUGAUCCUAAGGCUAAAGAGAAGUUCUCACAGUUAGCAGAAGCCUAUGAGGUCUUAAGUGAUGAAGUGAAGCGAAAACAGUAUGAUACUUACGGUUCAGCUGGCUUUGACUCUGGAACAGGAAGUUCAGGACAGAGCUAUUGGCGAGGUGGCCCUACUGUUGACCCAGAGGAACUCUUUAGGAAGAUCUUUGGGGAGUUUUCAGGAUCUCCAUUUGGAGACUUUCAGAGCGUAUUUGAUCAACCCCAGGAGUACAUCAUGGAAUUGACAUUCAAUCAAGCUGCAAAGGGUGUUAAUAAAGAAUUUACUGUAAACAUUAAUGAUUCCUGUGAGCGAUGUGAUGGCAAAGGAAAUGAACCAGGCACCAAAGUUCAGCAGUGCCAUUACUGCAAUGGCACAGGAAUGGAGACCAUAAAUACAGGCCCUUUUGUGAUGCGUUCUACAUGUAGACGAUGUGGAGGCCGUGGAUCCAUAAUAACUACUCCUUGUGUGAUAUGUAGGGGAACAGGACAAGCGAAACAGAAGAAGAAGGUCGUGGUCCCAGUGCCUGCAGGAGUGGAAGAUGGCCAGACCGUUAGAAUGCCUGUAGGGAAAAAAGAAAUUUUCAUAACAUUCAGGGUUCAGAGAAGUCCUGUAUUUAGGAGGGAUGGAGCUGAUAUCCACUCAGACCUCUUUAUUUCUAUAGCUCAAGCUGUCCUUGGUGGGACAGCCAGAGCUCAGGGGUUAUAUGAGACCAUCAAUGUCACGAUUCCUCCUGGGAUACAGAUUGACCAAAAGAUUCGAAUGAGUGGGAAAGGUAUCCCCCGGAUUAAUAGCUAUGGCUAUGGUGACCACUACAUUCACAUAAAGAUUAGAGUUCCCAGAAGACUGACGAGCAGGCAGCAAAGUCUGAUGCUUAGCUACGCAGAGGAUGAGACUGAUGUUGAAGGGACAGUAAAUGGUGUCACAAGUACAACUGCUGGUGGCAGCACCAUGGAUGGCUCUGCCAGAGACAGAGCUAGGCCUGAGGCUGGGGAGAACAAGGAGGGAUUCCUUACCAAACUUAAGAAAAUGUUUAGUUCCUGAUAUCCCAGGCGAGGCAAACGGUCUACUGGAAACUAGGCAAAGGAAGUCACAAGGACACAUCAUUCUGUCUGUCGGACUGGAAAAUGGAAGGACUCCAGAUCAAUAGCACAGCAGCUGCAUGCAGAGGCUCUCUGACAUACUUCAUCAACAGUAAAAUCAUGUGACAAAUUUCCCCUUUAGAAUAGGGUUACCAGUGGAUGGACUUAUCAAUAAGACAUGCCUUAACUCUAAGACAGACCCUUAUAUCUUAAAGAUGAUGCAGAUUUCUUGUCCAAGGGAAGGUAACCCAAAUCCUUCUGACUCUACACUCAGUAGAACAAUUGAUACUUCUUAUGGAGCCAAAAUUUUAAUUUGGAGUUGGAUGUGAUAGGAAGUGUAGGUAUAAAAUGUAAAAAAACAAAACAAAAAAAACACAAAACCUCUGCCUACAGCUUAAAAUGAAGCCUUAAGCUGCAUACAGCUGUGAACUAAUUAACUUUUCACUUAGCAAGUAUCCCGAAGAACUGCCCAAAUAAAUCCGUCCCAAUAGGCUCUCUUCUCUAAGAGCUUAUACUCAGCAUGCCUUGACAAUGUCCUUUUCCUUCUAAAAGGAUAUGUCGGGAGCUAUUCAAUUCUCCCUUCUUUGCAGCUACUUCCAUGUGUCAUUGUAUUCAAAAUUCUAGGGGUACAGUGCAUCUAAGUAAGCACUUUGGUGGUGUGAAAGCAUCUAAUGAUCUAAUAAGAUUUAAUUGGGGGGGAGGGUGUAUACACUUAUUGACUAUAGGGCAUAAUUAUUAUAGAGUUAUCCUUAACAAAGGUAUCCUGGUGUUCCCCUAUUUCAGUUUUGUCAUUUAAAGCCAGACUGAAAGCCCAAUAUACUGCCCUUUUACCAAGUCAGACUAUAUAUAUAUAUAUAUAUAUAUCCCAUGUCCUUAAGUGGACAGAGUUCAGCUAUUCCAUUCAAACUGAGUUCUUGCCAGCCCAUGGGGUAAGGUUCUUGGAUUACUGUUCUUACAUUGUUGGCAUCAUCAGAAAAGUAUCUUUAAAUUAUUUGACUCUUAAGAAUCAUUGUCUCUUCAUGUACAAGUGUUUGUUUGGUUUUUUAAAAAUAGUAAUCUAACCAGUUUCAGGUUUUCAGGUUUUAAACUAUAGCAAAAUGUAUUGUUUCCAUAGUGGCCACAGCUUUAUCUAACUAUUGUGGCUUCUAAGUGUUUAAAAAAUACUCAUGCUAAAAGUCAAGCAGGUUAAUGAAGAAUGUUUCUGAAUGGUUCCACUUUUUAUUUCAUUUUUAAUUUGCUUAAAAUAAAGCCAUUAUUAGUGUCUAAUUUAAAAUCUGUAAAGUGAUUCUGUAUCAAUGUAAAUAAGAUUAUCUGCUGCAAAAAGAUGUUUAAAAACCUAUUGUGUGGUCCAUUUCUUUGGAAAAAAAGGAUUUCAGCUACAAGGCACUUACCUAAAUUGAGUAUCCUAUGAAAGCAGAGGUUCCCUGGGCAAUGCAAUAAUGAUAACUCACAUUUACAUAUGUUUGUUUGUUUUUUAAAGCUUAAUCUGCUCUUUUCCCAAAAUCUUUCAAUUCAUUAUUUACUUGUUUUUGACAUUAAUUUAAAACAAAAUUUGAAUUCCAAAUUCUUUGCCCCUCCAAACCUUCCUCCAUCCACUGAGAAGACAAGCAAUAUAUCAGUUAUAUUUACAUGGUUGGGUUUUUUUUAAACCCUUACUUUCUUCUUUAGAGUCAGUACUGGGUAUUGGUUCCAAGGCAGAAGGAGGGGUAAGAGCUAGGCAAUAGGGGUUAUGUGAUUUACCCAGGAUCCCAUAGCUAGGAAAUGUCUAAGGCCAGUUUUGAACUCAGAACCUCUUAGGCCUGGUUCUCUAUCCACUGAACCACCUAACAGCCCCCUAUUUAGAAUUUUGAUGUUUUGUGGAGUGCUUUACAUUCUUAUUUGAACCUCAUAUUCUGUGAGAGGGGCUAUUAUAAUUUUCUUGUUUCUCUUUUAAAGAUAAGGGCCAUGGCUGAGAUUAAGUGAUUUGCCCUUAAUCAUGGCAAGCAAAUAACAGGUGUAGGAUUCAAACCCACAUCUCUCAUCUCCAAAGUUAGGGCUCUUGCUGUGAUUUUGCAGGAAAAUGUUGAGAAUAUUAUGUAGCUCAGAUAAGUGGCAAAUUUGCUAAUGCAAAUAAUUGACUCCAGAUUUGUCUGGCAGAUGCUACCUAAGAGUUUAUUUUUAUACAUAUACAUUUAUACAUAUACAUUAUACAUUACAUAUAGAAACCAUUUUUGAUAAAUUUUUUCUGACAUUUUAUGUUUCAGACAUCUAUCUCCCCUGUGGUAAAUAGUUUGAGAUUGAUUCUAUUAGCGCUGUUACCAAUACACAUUUCCAUAUUCCUCAUGCAGUGAAAGAUAUAUCACACAUACAAUUAAAAAACUCAUGAAGGAAAUAAAAUGGAAGAUGACAUACUUUGAUCUACACAGUUAGACUCCAACAGUUCCUUUUUUGGCUGUGGAUAGCAUUUUUCAUCAUGAAUCUCUUCUGGAUAUCUUGGAAACUUGCUUUGCUGAUAAUAGUUUAGUCUUUCACAGUUGAUCAUUGAACAGUAUUUCUGUUACUAUAUAUAGUGGUCUCUUGGCUCUGUUUAUUUCACUUUAUGUCAGUUCAUAUAGGUCUUUCUAGAUUUUUCUGAAUUCAUCCUGUUGGUCAUUUCUUAGAGUGCAAUAGUAUUUCAUUGCAACAUAUAUCACAACUUGUUUAGCUAUUCCUCAAUUGAUGCACACCCCCAGUUUCCAAUUCUUUGCCACUACAAAAGGAGCUGCUAAAAAUAUUUUUGUGCAGGUAGGGUCCUUUCUCAUUAUCUCUGAUCUCUUUGGGAUACAGACCCAGUAGUGGUAUUUGUGAGUCAAAGGGUAUGCCCCUUGGCAUAUUUCCAAAUUGCUGUCCAAAAUGCUUGUAUUAGUUCACAGUUUUACCAACAGUAUAUUAGUGUCUGAAUUUUCCCACAUCCCCUCUUAACAUUUAUUAUUUUCCUUUUUGAUCACAUUAGCUGAUUUGAUAGGUAUGAGAUGGUAUCUCAGAGUUAUUUUAAUUUGCAUUUCUCUAAUAAGUAGUGAUUUGGAGCAUUUUUUCAUAUGACUAUAGAUAGUUUUAACUUCUUUCUCUGAGAAUUGUUUAUAACAGUUGGCCAUUUUGUAUCAAUUGGGGUAUGCUUUAUAUUCUUAUAAAUUUGACUCAGUUAUAUAUUUGAGAGAUUAGGCAGAGACACUUGCUAUAAAAUCAGAGACACUUGCUAUAAAAUACCUAAGAGUUUAAAAGCACUAUUGAGAAAUUUCCUUCUCAGAAAACAAUGUAGAAUAUGAACUGAUGUGGAAAAUUACUGCUAUAUAUAAUCCACAUUUUCUCCUCAUAAUUUUACAUAUAAAUGAUUAUAUUUGCCCCUUCUGACCUCAUCCUUGCUCUUAUUCACAAACCAUAGUCAGGAGCAAUUGAUGGAAACUACUCUACUUAACUAUAAAUCUCCUUACAAACUCCCUCCACGCUAUGUGUGUGAUACUCUAAUUUGUCCCCUUGCUUUAAAUCUCUCCAUUCAUUAUAGCUAAUGAAUUAAUAUUCCUAAAACAAAAGUCUGAUCAUGUCACUCCCCUGUUGAGAAUUUUCAUUGGCUUUCUAAUAUCUCUAUGAUAAAAUGUAAACUAUUGAGCAUUUAAAGUCUUUCACAGGUUGCUUCCACCCUAUCUUUCUAGGCUAAAUACACAUGGCAAACUUGCUUCCCUUAGUGCUUGGCAUUCUAUCUCCCACUACCAUUCCUUCAACAGGCUAGCCUGAAGUUUUCUUCCUUAUUCUGACCUCUUGGAACCCCAGGCUCCUGUCAAGGCUCAGCUCAAGGUACAUCUCCUACAUUUCCCCAACAGCUAAUGCUUCUCCCUUCCCAAAACCACUUUAUAUAUGUACAGCCAAUUAAGUGAGUGUGUGAUCUCAUUAAUGUGCCAUUCCCUCCAGUGAUGUGGAUUCAAACAUUAUGCACCUGCCUGUCUCAUGUGACUUACCUGCAUCCUCCCUAAAGUUUAUCACAAGGUGUUUACCCAAGAGUCUACCUUUUUUGCUUUUUCCUGACAUUCUUAGGAUACUGGUUGAGCACACAGACAUGUCUUAUUCUAAUCUCUGACUAGCCCAUAUUUUUCAGGCAUACAUGAUAUCUUUCAAUCUAGUACAUCAUAGUUCCUUGUUAGAUGUUGCAGGAUGCUCACACCCAAAACGUGCCUCUCUAUGAUACUCAUUUUUAAUUCUUUGAAAACUAGUAUUCCAUGCCUCAGAGUCAUAUAAUAAUUUGGUAGAAUAUUGAUAUUUUUAAAAUGGGCCUUAGUUUUUGGGAGAAGUUUGGAAUUAUUAAAGGAAUUUUGUAAUUUCUUAGUUUAGUCUGAGGGCAGCUACGUAGCUCAGUGAAUUGAAAGUCAGGCCUAAAGAUAAGAGGUCUUGGGUUCAAAUUUUACUUCAGACACUUCCUAGCUGUUUGACUCUGGGCAAAUCACAACCCCCAUUGCCUAGUCCUCACUACUCUUACCUUGGAACCAUACCCAGUAUUGAUUCUAGGUAAGGGUGUGUUUAAAAAAAAAAAAGGACAAUUUAGCUUGUUUUCAACCUGUUGAUUUUGUACAACUUUUCCCUUUGGAUUGCCUACUUAGGAUAUAUAUGUUGAUGGACAGUUUCUAUAGAUCAUUAUAUUUUGUAGUUAUAAUAUAACUGCAUGCCAUAUUCUGGACAACUGAUAUUUUUCAUCCACUUAAUUUUUUCACGGGUGGAUGGCUAAGCCAAACUCUUUUUGAGUGGUCAUGGAGUUCUUGGGGGCUUUGCAGUGUUACAGCACUUGAUGCAACUAGGACACGAUCAUAUACAAACGAGUAUUUGAAUGACCCUGUCCUCUAUGGAGAAUUGCUCUUUAAAAAAAAAUUUUGUCCUUUGCAUUGAAUCUCUCAUGAUUAUGAAAGUGGCAAACAUACCUCCUUCCCUGUGUUAUGCAUUGCCUGGCAUUUAUGAUCAGAGGAUCAUCAAACAAGGUAAUCUCAUAACCUUAAAGGAAUCUUGAAUAAUUUUGAUGUAUGAAUGGGAGAUAUUGUUAGACAAUAGUCUUGAAGUUGUUUUUUGCUUUAGCGAAUUAAAUAAAUAAUUUAGUGAAUAAA
Molecule: messenger RNA, 6622 nt
Organism: Monodelphis domestica (gray short-tailed opossum)
Lineage: Eukaryota; Metazoa; Chordata; Mammalia; Didelphimorphia; Didelphidae
Gene: DNAJA3
Product: DnaJ heat shock protein family (Hsp40) member A3
Biological process (GO): protein folding; response to heat; mitochondrion organization
Cellular component (GO): mitochondrion
Molecular function (GO): protein kinase binding; heat shock protein binding; ATP binding
Source: RefSeq, a predicted model, not a curated record